Triplophysa dalaica is the source of this 1018-nucleotide messenger RNA. RefSeq names its product Cyclin-dependent kinases regulatory subunit 2-like. Bases 119 to 349 code for a protein of 76 amino acids. Gene Ontology annotation, cellular component: SCF ubiquitin ligase complex; cyclin-dependent protein kinase holoenzyme complex. Gene Ontology annotation, biological process: regulation of mitotic cell cycle. The transcript has 3 exons. NCBI's taxonomy places the organism in Eukaryota, Metazoa, Chordata, Actinopteri, Cypriniformes, Nemacheilidae. Gene Ontology annotation, molecular function: cyclin-dependent protein serine/threonine kinase activator activity; histone binding; protein kinase binding. The record is from RefSeq and is a predicted model, not a curated record.
UGAAUCGCCUGUUCGAAACUGAAUCGGUUAAAUUUGUAAAGUUACGAGCCAGAGUCUGGUUGAAUUUUUUCGAUUGUUUAUAUAUCUUAAACUUUCUCGCCAGCGAUUCAUAAUUAAAAUGGCUCACAAACAGAUCUAUUACUCGGAUAAAUACACAGACGAUCUUUAUGAAUACAGACACGUGGUCUUACCACGGGAACUGGCCAAACAGGUCCCCAAAUCCCACCUGAUGUCCGAAGAUGAGUGGAGGAGACUGGGCGUGCAGCAGUCACUGGGUUGGGUCCAUUACAUGAUCCACGAGCCCGAGCCUCAUAUUCUGCUGUUCAGGAGACCUCUACCCAAGCAAUGACACUAACAACAGCACUCCACUCUUCUGGAACAUUUCUGUGGAUUACUCUAGUAUUCAGUGAAUACCUCCGAACUUUACCAUGUCUCUGUCUCCUGUGUUUGACGGCUCUUAUGCUGGGACAGAGAAUCAAGGGAAUAUGGGAAAUGUGUUUUCAGUGAAAAUCGAAGGGCUCUUAACUCAAUCACGUGACUCGAGCGCCUCUGGGUGAAGCUAAAACUUUCACGAUGUGUGUCUAUAAAAUAAAAGUCUGUGGAGCAUCAUCAGCGUGUAGAAAGCGACAUCGAUGUUUUUCAUGACGGAUGUGUAUUUGAUGUAAAAUGUGCUGUGAACUAUUGCAGGGUCACACGUCUCUAUGAUAGGUUGUGUUUUAUUCUCAGGUUGCGUUGAUGCUUCAGGAAAGGCAAUUGUAUGCUGUUAAGAUGAUCGACUGUUUAAAUAGUGCACAUACUUUUUAUAUUUUUAAUGCGAUGAAAAGGAAUUUAUAAUAGGAACCUGUAUGCCUGAAUUGAAAGUGUAUGCGUUUGGCGGCACUGUAUUAGCAGUUAUUCUUCCAUGAACAGUUAUUAUUCAGAACAAAGUUACUUAAAAAGCUAUGGCUUAUGUAGGAUGAUGUUUUGUUCUUGAGUAUAUUCUUAUAACUUUAAAAAUAAAUGAAGCUCUGUAAUGGUU